AUGGAAGGCAGCAAGUUCCUGGUCGAGAAGCUACGCAGCGGCGGAUACGAAUCAUGGCGAUUCAAAGUGGAAAUGCUGUUGGUGCGCGAAAAUCUCUGGAAAUACGUGAGGGAGGACGCCCCUGAACCUCCGACGGAAGCGUGGGCAGAGGGAGACGCCAAAGCACGAGCCACAAUCGUUUUGCUGGUAGACGACAGUCAGCAUCCGCUGAUUCGGGAAUGCCAAACCGCGAGGGAAACAUGGCAUCAACUGAAGAACCAUCAUCAGAAAACCACCAUGUUCACGAAAGUAUCGUUGCUGAAAAAACUCUGCAGGGCAGAGUACACCGACAACGAGGACAUGGAAAACCAUUUGUUCCGCAUGGACGAGCUAUUUUCUAGCUUGACAAACGCCGGGCAAGAGCUGGGCAACAGUCUCAAAGUGGCCAUGGUGUUAAAAAGUAUGCCUGACUCUUUUGACACCCUCACAACCGCUUUGGAAAGCCGAUCCGAUGACGAGCUCACGAUGGAACUCGUCAAGAGCAAGCUGAUAGACGAAGCCCAGAAACGAGCGGAAAAAUCCGGGGAAUCCAUUCUGCUGCGAGCCGCAGAAAAGAAGCCCAGCCUUAUCGGUGGUCUGUUGCACGUGGCAGCCAACACCCGACCGGACAUCGCAACCAGUGUGGGCAUACUGUGGCGAUCAGUAAGCUCACCUACCCAAGCCGAUUGGACGGAGGCCAAACGGGUGCUUCGUUAUCUGAAAUCGACGAUGGACCAUGAGUUGGUACUAGGAUCCGGCCAACAUAAGCUGGAAGCUUAUUCCAACGCAGACUGGGCCAGCGAUGCAGCAAGCCGGAAAUCCAAUACCGGUUACAUGUUUCUGCUCAGUGGUGGUCCGAUUUGCUGGGCAUCAAAAAGGCAAACCUGCGUGGCAUUAAGCAGCACCGAGGCAAAAUACGUGGCGCUCGCUGAGUGCUGCCAAGAGUUGGUGUGGAUCAAACGACUUCUUCGAGAUUUCAACAUUCACAUCCACCAACCAACCAGAAUAUUUGGGGACAACCAGGCGUGCAUCAAGCAGUUACAAUCUACCCGGAUCAACAACCGUUCGAAGCACGUGGACACCAAAUAUCAUUAUGUCCGCUCCCUUUACGAAGAUGGGACAAUAACCGUGAGCUACUGUUCUUCCGAAGAUAUGGUGGCGGAUAUAUUAAUCAAGCCGUUGGCUUACCUCAAGUUGGGAAAAUUCCGAGAAGCAGCUGGAGUUACGCUGUCGAGGAGGAGUGUUGAACAUGCAGUUCCGAAUAACGACAGACAACCUCAGCAUGCCAUGACUUAG
Messenger RNA from Uranotaenia lowii, 1314 nucleotides. RefSeq lists its product as uncharacterized. The record is from RefSeq and is a predicted model, not a curated record. The transcript is spliced from 2 exons. The coding region runs from base 1 to 1314 and encodes 437 amino acids. Lineage: Eukaryota; Metazoa; Arthropoda; Insecta; Diptera; Culicidae.